AGUGUGAUGAGUUUCUUUUUAUCUGUUAAGAGUUUUAAUUUUUAUCAUUUUCAGAUAUGCAAAAAUUGAUUUUUCCCUUUUCUUCCAGCAAAAGUGUUAUAUGAAACUGCCAUCAUGAUCCUAAAUUCAACAAAGCCAGAUAAAAGAAGAGCGUACGAUCUCUUCAAACAAGCUGCAGAACUGAAACAUCUCGAAGCCGGGAAAAUCGUUGGCCAGGCGUACUUUUUCGGAGACAUUUUCGCCCAGAAUCUCACUGCUUCCAGAAUUUGGUUUGAAAAACUGGCUAAAGAAAGAGGUUCCCCAUUUGCACAAAUGCAUUUGGGCCUGAUGUAUGCUGCUGGUCUUGGCGUCGUUCCCAACUUGGCAAAAGCUAUUGUUUAUUAUACAUUUGCUGCUCUUGGUGGAGAUACUUGGGCACAAAUGAUCAUGGGUUAUCGUCACUGGGCAGGGCUGGGACUAGUUCAGAAUUGUGAAUCUGCAUUGACAUACUACAGGAAAGUUGCUAAAAGAGUUGAGGAAGAAUUAUCAACUAGCGGCGGCAGCGUCAUUCAGCGUAUCAGACUGUACGAUGAACUAGAAAAUAUAGGGGCCUCGACUGGAAUUCUGGACGAUGACCUCAUUCAGUAUUAUCAGUUUUUAGCUGACAAAGGAGACGUCCAGGCACAAGUCGGUCUGGGUCAGUUGCAUUACCAAGGUGGGCGUGGAGUCGAACAAGAUCAUGCACGUGCAUUGAAUUAUUUUAUGCAAGCCGCAGAUGCUGGCAAUGCCAACGCUAUGGCAUUUUUGGGAAAGAUGUAUUUGGAAGGAGGUAGCGUCGUGAAGCAGAACAACGAAACAGCACUGAAGUAUUUUACGAUGGCUGCCGAAAAGAAUAAUCCUGUUGGCCAAAGCGGCUUGGGACUGAUGCAUCUCCAUGGUAAAGGUGUACCAAAGGAUUACAAUAAAGCUUUCAAGUAUUUUUCACUAGCUGCAAAUCAAGGCUGGGUAGACGGACAGCUGCAGUUGGGCAAUAUGUAUUAUAGUGGUUUAGGAAUACAAAGAGAUUAUAAGAUGGCUAUAAAGUAUUAUACGAUGGCAUCACAGUCUGGCCACGUUCUCGCUUUUUAUAGCCUGGCACAGAUGCACGCAACUGGUACGGGGACCGUUCGUUCCUGCACAACAGCUGUAGAACUGUUCAAGAAUGUUGCUGAAAGGGGACGCUGGGGAGAGAAUUUGAUGCAAGCGUAUGGUGAUUACAAAGAGGGUCGAAUCAAUGAAGCUUUGGUGAAGUAUAUAUUAUUGGCAGAAUUAGGGUAUGAAGUGGCCCAGAGUAAUGCUGCGUUUUUGCUGGAUCGUGCUGAUGUGGAUAUAAUUCCAAAAAAUGAAACUUACUAUCGUGCUCUCAUGUAUUGGAGUAGAGCAGCAGGUCAAGGUUAUUCUGUGGCUCGAGUUAAAGUAGGAGACUACCACUAUUAUGGUUAUGGCACGGAAGUCGACUAUGAGAUGGCCGCCAACCAAUAUAGAAUGGCAUCAGAGCAGCAGCACAAUGCCCAAGCCAUGUUCAAUUUAGGCUACAUGCAUGAACAAGGUUUAGGAAUGAAGCGGGACAUUCAUUUGGCGAAACGAUAUUACGACAUGGCAGCAGAAACCAGUUCAGAUGCCCAAGUUCCUGUCGCCCUGGCAUUAGCUAAAUUGGGUUUUGUAUACAGUUUGCAGAAUAUACAAGAACUAAAUUUUGAUGCUCUUUUGCCGAACGUCAACCUGAACAAAACUUUGGGACCAGAUUGGGAUCUUUACGUCAUGACCACAUUGGCCAUGCUUCUUGGGAUUGUCGUCUACUUCAGGAGAGUUCCACAGGGAUGACCAAAGAAUACAAUCACUUAGAAUUUAAACAAUUUUGAAAAUAUUAAAUUAUUCCGAAUUUUUGUGUUUACACCAACAACAUCCUCAGUAUUACCCUCUACUCAUGUGAAAUACUGGAAUACAAAGCUGUUGAUACUAGUUUCUUCUCACUCAGACACCAACCGAAAGCUAGAUAAUGGUGCAUCAUGAAACUGUGAUUGGUCCAGAUUUUUAUCAUAUGUACUUUAUUUGGUUAAAUGUGGAACUGUUAGCUGUAUCUAUUAAACAUUCUACGAAUUUUC
Molecule: messenger RNA, 2123 nt
Organism: Stegodyphus dumicola
Lineage: Eukaryota; Metazoa; Arthropoda; Arachnida; Araneae; Eresidae
Product: protein sel-1 homolog 1-like
Biological process (GO): ERAD pathway
Cellular component (GO): endoplasmic reticulum membrane
Molecular function (GO): protein binding
Source: RefSeq, a predicted model, not a curated record